Fonsecaea nubica is the source of this 1239-nucleotide messenger RNA. RefSeq lists its product as hypothetical. NCBI's taxonomy places the organism in Eukaryota, Fungi, Ascomycota, Eurotiomycetes, Chaetothyriales, Herpotrichiellaceae. The record is from RefSeq and is a predicted model, not a curated record. The transcript has a single exon. The coding region runs from base 1 to 1239 and encodes 412 amino acids.
AUGCCUCGUCUGGGUGGUCGGGAUUUGAUCCCGCUUUCGCCCACGGGCUGGGUCUACGGUGGCGGCGGCGGCUUCUACUAUGGGGACGAGGACGACGACUACGAUAGUGGUGAUGAUAUUCUCUCCCCACUCCCUCCACGACGUCCUCCAGGCGUGACGAUCCCGCGACAACCCGUCCGUAGCACCGCGCGAGACAUCCCCCUGCCGGACUCGUAUCCGUAUCCGCCAACACCAUUCCCUUUACCGACGAGAUUCCCCGAGCCGCCGCGCGGAUCGGCCCAGCAUAAACAGAGCAUGAAGUUCACGCCGUGGAUCCUCAAUCUGACCUCGAAGACGCACAAAUGCGCAGAUGUGAAUCUGUUCCGGCUACCGCGACCGGUGACCCGGGAAGAAGCAUCGCGAGGUGGUCAACGCCAACAAGAUCCCCAGAACAGGCGGCGCAGAGGCACGGUGGUGCUUCCCAUCCUCCCGGGCCCAAAACGCCGGGUCGAAUUCGACGUCAGCGUCAUGACCCUCUCCAACGUCCUGUACACGCCCGGGGCGAGGUUCUCGGAACUGAGCUGGAAAGUGCUCGAGCGGCAGGGCUUCACCCGCCAUGUGCUGCACCACGACCACAUGCACGACGUGACGCAGCUGUCACCACCGACACUGACACCAACAACACAACCAAGACAACCGCCACCGCGACACGGCCACGGCCACGGCCAGCGAACACGACCGCCGCACCACCGCCCCGUGACGGCCGUCGAAAUCGGCUGGCGGGGCAUCCGACGCGUCGAACCGUCGCGACCACCACCAUCGCGAAGAGGAUACCCAGACCCACGGGGCGCCCCGGCUCUCGGGCGUCCCAACGCAUACGGCCGCUGCGGCCCCUCGGCCAAGGAAUCCAGCGUGAUCCGGCACCGCGGCGUGCCGGGCGUCGACGUCCUGUGGGUCGGGUACGACCGGACCGUAGACCCGCGGCAUCUGCACGUGCACAUGACGGGCGCGGAUAUGGUGGAUGUGCGCCUGUGGAGCUGGGGCGUCGAGAUGGGCGUCGUGGGCAAGAGCGCCGUCUUUGGUGGGUGGGUUGGAUGGAUUGGGCCAAACGGCGGCAGCGCCGCCGGCGCUGGUGAAACUGGACGGGAAGGCGUGGAGAACCGUGGACGAGAGCAGGAGGGCGACGGCGACGAUGAGGAUCUGUUCCGCAAGAUCGUCCAGGGCGGGCUGAGGGCGGGGGAGGAGUUGGGUGUCGUAUAG